Anoplopoma fimbria (sablefish) is the source of this 4794-nucleotide messenger RNA. RefSeq names its product microtubule-associated protein 2 (gene map2). Lineage: Eukaryota; Metazoa; Chordata; Actinopteri; Perciformes; Anoplopomatidae. The transcript is spliced from 17 exons. Gene Ontology annotation, biological process: neuron projection development; microtubule cytoskeleton organization. The record is from RefSeq and is a predicted model, not a curated record. Gene Ontology annotation, molecular function: microtubule binding. Gene Ontology annotation, cellular component: neuron projection.
AUGGCAGACAGUCGACAGCCAGAAGACGGUGCCCCCCAGUGGGACCCAUCAGGAGGGCAGGAAGCCGCGGGCACCCAUGGAGCCAAUGGCUACUCCUCCUCCGCCUACAGGACCUGUCAGCCCAGUGGGGCCCACAUGGCCACGGAAUCCUACUCUGCCAGGGAGAAUGGUAUCAAUGGGGAGUUAACUGGUGCCCCUGCUAUAACUGCAGAGCAAGUGUCAGCGCGGAUUGUGCAGGAAGUGACGGCAGAAGCAGUGGCGGUACUGAAGGGAGAGCAGGAGACUCAAAGGCUGCCAUCUGUUGAAGACACCACAAAUUUGCCUCCCUCUCCACCUCCCUCACCUGCUGCGGAGCACUUUGGUCCUCUGGAACAAGAUGUAGGGGAUGAGGAGGAGGCGGGCCCUCUCCGCCGCUUCCAAAAUUCUCGGGAGAGGUGCAAGUUCCUCGCCCCCUCCAUCUCAGUUUCCGUGCCCGAGGACGACCCCUACCACUCCGACGAGGAGUACUAUGAUCACCCAUUGUUCAGCCCAGAGUGGACGCACUCGGGCUCUCGCCCCACAGGGCAGGCCGUGGCCUUUAGACAGAUUGAAGAAGAAGAGACCAUGGAGGCUCUUACAGCUGAAUACGAGGAAGAGGUGGAAGAGGAGGAGGAUGAUGAGGAGGAGAGUGCAGAAGCAGCAGAGUCCGAGGAAGCUCUUGAUGAGCAGCAGUGGAGCGGGGAAGAGCCCGAGCUGGACAGCCCCCAUGCUGAGCCCUUAGAGCAGACAGAGGCCAUAGACGAGGCCCAGGAUCUAGACCUGGAGCUGGGCGAAGCAGCUAGUGCUGCUGCAGAAAGCUCUAUGGAGGGAGAGGAGGAGGAAGCAGAGGGUGGGGAGAGCCCUGAGACAGCUUUGAAGAUGGACUCAGACAAGCAGGGAAGCGAGAAAAGUGGUUCCAUGAGCCCAGACAGCAUUGGAUCGGAGAAACCCCCAGAGGAGUUGUUUGAGCCCCAGAUGCAAGGGUUCUUUGCUGGUGAACGAGUUGUACCAGAGAGCCCCACCAUGGAUAUGCCAUCAUUUGUUCCUCCGAAUGUUCAAACCCAAGCCAAAGAAUCUGCCAGAUCAGUCACACUUCAGCCUACAUACGGCGAGCCAAUCACAGUGUCAGAGAAACAGCCCUCAGUGGAGGUGGUGGAGAUCACUAGCAUCGGUGCUACCCCUGAUACGUCACUGGGAGACAAAGUUCAAGGAGGAGACUCAACAAGGGAUGCUAGAGAUAGAUCUGGAAUGUCAGCAUAUUUUGAAACAUCAGCCAUGGAGGUUGAUGAGGCUCCCCAAUGUAAAGGCGAGGGUUACUACGAAUUGAGCAGAUCUGGUGAAGAGAAGAGUACAGUUGAAGUCAGGCUUGAGGAGAUCAGCUACAGCACACUAGCUGAAUCUCAGGAUAAAGCCAACACUAAAGAAAGUACAGCAGGAGACCCUAGAGUGUUCACAGUUCCUGACAGGAGCAAUGAAUGCAGGCUUUCCCCGGGUAAACUGGCCUUAGAGCAGAGGAGUUACUCACUUAACAUUACUAUUGGAGCGAUGGAUCCGAGUGGUCAAGGCAAACCUAGGAACUUCUCCCCACUGGCCACGGAUAUCAUGUCAUACACUAGUGGAAGUCUAGAUGAGGCAGCAGACUACCUCCCAGUCACUACACCCUCUGUGGAUAAGCCUCCAUCCUUGCCUCCUCUGAUCCUGGAGACUGCGGCCUCCAUCACUUCAGAUUCCUCAUCUCCUCCAAGGACCACUGAAACUGUUUCAAAACCCAGCCCUGAACCGGAGUUGCCAGAAUCACCAGAGCCCCUUAAGAGCGCCUAUAAAAAUGGUGCAGUGAUGUCGCAAGACUUGCCUGAGAUGCUGGACCUUGCUGGUACCCGUUCCAGACUUGCAUCUGAAAACAACGAACCAGACAUUACCAGGAGAAAGUCAAUUCAAUCUGAUUUCCCAGCCUUCGCAGAUGACCCAUUGGCUAGCCUUGUUUCAGGGGAACAUAGUCCUGGGGCCAGAAAGAGUGAAAGCCAGCUGGAAGAGAUGGGCUAUUGUGUGUUCAGUGAAUAUUCAGGACCGAUGCCAUCACCUGCAGAUGUGUUGAGCCCUACAAACGCUUCUGCACAAGGGUUCACUCACUCCGUCCUGGAGGCGAAAGUGGCUGAGCAAGCCAGGAAAUUAGCAGUCAGAGAUACAUCUGUGGAGGACAAGAUCCAGCCAUCAGGAGUUGCUGAUGUCACUGAAGAGAGAGACCAGAGGCAAAUAGAGAGAAAAGAUUCUGCUACAGAGAAGGGCAAGGUUGCAGAUGAACAGUCGAAAAAAUCUGUUAGUGAGACGCCACUAGCUCAGCCAAGUGAAUCCUUUGUGACACCGACGGUAACUGUGACUCUAGAAGAAGGCGGGAGGUCAUUGAGUGACACCGAACAACAAGCGAGUGGCGAAGGCUCAGCAUCAGAAACCGAGAUUGCCGACUAUGAGCGGCAGAUCCGCAAAUUGGAGAUGGAAGACAGGCCCCUCAGUAUGGAGGAGGAAAGAGAACUGCAGGAGCUUCGGGAGAAAGUGAAGCUGGUCCAUCAGGAAGCCUACGAGGAAGUGGAUGCCGAAGAUGUGUACCAGCUGACCGGUGUGGCCAAGGACCGGAUUGCCAGGCCUGUCAAAACUUCACCUGCUUCGUCUGUGGAGAGCAACAUCGAUGAUGAUAAGCUGCUUUCUCCAGAGAAAGAAGCAAAAGAAAAGAUAGAAAUGGAACUGAAAGAGAAGGAAGAGAGAGAUAAAGUUGCUGGGAUGGACAAAAAGGUUGCAGACAAGCCUGAGGAGAUGGCAAGACAACCAGAGGAAAAAGCAUCUGCGAAACCUGUAGAGAAAGAAUCUGAAACAUCUGUGGAGGCUGAAAAGGGGCAGGAUGAAGGUGAGGAAGAGGUGUUAGAUAAGGCAGGGCCGGCUGUGGUAAAGGAGAUCCCCGAAACUCGAGCUGCCAUCGAAUCAGUGGUGACAGUUGAAGACGAUUUCAUCACUGUGGUCCAGACCAUUGAUGAAGCAGAAGAGCCGGGACACAGUGUUCGUUUCUCUGGUUCCCCUGAGGCUGAAGGCCUUUGUGUCGCUGCCCAGGAAGAGGAAGAGGAAGAGGAAGAAGAGGAGUCUGUGGAAUUGGCCCAAGAAGCAGACAUGGAGGCUGCAAGUCUUGAGGAGGUGGUAGAUGUUCCAGAGACUCCUGCCUCCCCUGAGAAGGACGCUCAAACCAUAGACACUGAUGCACCGACAGAGAGCUACGAUAGAGAUGAAACCACGAUGGACGACUCCAUCCUGGACAGCUCCUGGGUUGACACACAAGAUGAUGAUAAGAGUAUGGCGACCGAGCAGAUUGAGCCUUUGCCUAAGGUGCCCAGCUCAGUUAAAAAGCCUGCUGGUGUACAGAACAAGCAAACCCAACAAAAGAAGACAGAGAAACAAGAAAAGCCUGUCAAACCAAAGGCCAAGGGUGGGCGGCCUAAGGGCCGAAUCUCCACACCAGAACGCAAACCUGUCCGCAAAGAACCUGUCUACAUCCCCAGAGAGGAUAUCCAGAAGAAAAAAGCUGUGAUAAGGAAGGCCGAGCUUACCAAAAAAACGGAGACUCAGAGUCAAUCCCCAUCUAAGAGGACUGUGAUGAAACCAGCCAUCCGCCAGACCCGUCCCACCCAGCACCACUCCUGCCCCAGAAGGAGACCCACAGACGGUCGUCAGCCUCUAAGUGUUGCCAGAAAGUCUCGCGAUAGAGCUUCGGACGGUGGGUCAUGGAGCCCUGUAAAGCGGUCCUCUGUGCCACGACAUGCCUCCAUUCUGAAUCGCCGGGCACCACAUGACCAUGAGGAGAGCUCCACCUCUAUCACCAGCUCUGGCUCCACGGCUCCUCGCAGACCCACAUCAUUUCGCACAGAGAUGAGGGCAGAGCAUAGGACCGGACGGGCCCCUAGCAUGACAGGUAGAGAAUCAGUGCGCUCACGUUCGGCUCGCAGUGGCCACUCCACCCCCCGCAACUCUGGCUCCACAGCCAUCACCCCAGGAACCCCACCAAGCUACUCGUCGUCCUCAAGGACCCCUGGAACCCCACGCUCCCUCAGCUUGAUUUCCCAGGAGAGGAAGGUAGCCGUGGUCCGCACCCCACCCAAGUCCCCUGCAACCACACCCAAGCAGCUCCGCAUCAUCAACCAGCCACUGCCUGACUUCAAGAACAUCAGGUCCAAGAUCGGCUCCAUAGAGAAUAUCAAGUACCAGCCCAAAGGAGGACAGAUUCAUAUUUUUAACAAGAAGUUGGACUUCAUUCACGCACUGACAAAAUGCAGCUCCCAGGAUAAUCUGAAGCACUCUCCCCGUGGAGGCAAUGUGAUGAUUCAGAACAAGAAGAUUGACUUGAGCCACGUGACAUCCAAGUGUGGCUCUCUAGACAACAUCCAUCAUCGGCCAGGUAACAUUUAGGGCGGUAAUGUGCGUAUAGAGACUGUGAAGUUGGACUUCAAAGACAAAGCCCAAGCCAAGGUGGGUUCCCUGGAUAAUGCUCAGCACCCUCCUGGUGGAAACCGUGUCAUGAUUGAGAGCCAGAGGCUGAUUUUUCGCGAUCAAGCCAAGGCACGAGUGGACCACGGAGCUGAGAUCGUCCAGUCGCCAGGUCUGUCCAGCUUGGUGUCCCCCCAGCGCCAGCAGGACAGCAACCUAUCAUCCUCCGCUAGUCUCAACGUGCUGGAGUCGCCGCAGUUAGCGACCCUGGCUGAGGAUGUCACUGCAGCUCUGGCCAAGCAGGGUUUGUGA